AUGGAAGAAAGUUUUAAGAAAACCAAAGAAGAUUGGUCGUCUUUCUACAAAAAAGUAGAAAAUUCGUUGAAUAAAGAUAUCUCAUUUGGUUUAGAAGAUGAGAUUCGUCAAAAGAACGUCCAAGUAUAUAUUCUUUGGCAGAUGAAAGAUAAAUCCAAAGCUGAAGAAUUAGCCAGUGAAGUUCGAGAAAAGAAGCCAGAUAACCUGGUGGCAUUAACCAGCCUUGCAUUCAUUCAUUUGAACAAUGGAAAUAUCCCUGAGGUAAGAAACCUUUUGGAUGAUCUAAGUAAUCUUGAAGAAAGAGAAAAUUUCUCGCUGAUAGAAGCAGAAGGCAAAAGAAAUGUUGCUUAUUGUUUAGCUACUAUAUCUUUUGAAGAUCAUGAAAGAGCUGUCGAACUUUACAAAGAGUCUCUCAACGUUUGUCCGGAUGAUUAUCUGUGUAUGUUUUCCAUUGCUCUGUUGCAAUAUCGUUGUUUAAGAAAGAACAUAGAUAAAGAGAAAAGAUGUGAAAAUAUUAAGGAAUCAAUACAGUACUUAGAGAAAAUACAAUGUGCUUUUCGACAACAUAAUAACAAGGCCCUAAUGGGAAGAACAUUAGCAUUGAUUGGUUUGUUUCAACUUAGACCUUAUAAUUUUCAUAGUCAAGUAGCUGAAGAGUAUUUUCAGAGAGCUCUUGAUAUUUCCCCUGAUGACCCCUAUGUUUUGGAGAAAAGUGGCAAUCAUUAUAUACUUUCAAAGCAGCUUGAAAAAGCAAGAAAAGUGCUUGAAAAAGCAAUUAAAAAAAAGGUAACACCAUAUUCUCAUCGUCAGCUUGGAUUACUUUAUCUAAGAGAUGAGAACCCUACAUAUACAUAUGUCCCAAUGAACAAACAAUUCUCAAAAGAAACGAAUGAAUUUGCGAAAUUUUUAAAACCUCCUCAAAAUAUUCCUGAUAGAGAAAGGAAUGAGUUAAUCACCAAAGCUGAAAAUCACUUUCAACAAGCCCUUGAACUUUCUUAUAGAUAUUCACCUGCUCUCUAUGAUAUCAUUAUAUUAUAUAUGUCUUUGAAAGAAUAUGACAAUGCCAGGAAGUAUUGUGAAAGAUUUAAAGCAGAUAACACAAGGCAAGAUGUUAAUUUUUACAUUUCGUUUGGAAAAUUAUGUUUUAAAGAAGCAGAUGUAAAAAAUGAUGAAGAAGAAAAAGAUCAAUUAAGAUGUACAGGAAUGGAUUGGUUUGUUCUGGCUCUUAAAUCUGCUGUAAAAUUUCUUCCUUUCGACAAAGACCUGAUAGAAAUUUGGGAGAUAAAGGAAAUAAUACUUGAAUUAUAUGAGUAUGGAAAUGGAAAUACUGAAUACAAAAAAUUUGUUUUGGAAUUCAUUCAGUCAGUAGAAGACCUUGCCAAUGACAAAGCGUUCCAAAAUAUACUUCACAAGAGUGAAUUAUAA
Molecule: messenger RNA, 1425 nt
Organism: Octopus sinensis (East Asian common octopus)
Lineage: Eukaryota; Metazoa; Mollusca; Cephalopoda; Octopoda; Octopodidae
Exons: 1
Coding region: 1-1425 (474 amino acids)
Biological process (GO): defense response to virus
Cellular component (GO): cytosol
Molecular function (GO): protein binding
Source: RefSeq, a predicted model, not a curated record